Molecule: messenger RNA, 759 nt
Organism: Cylicostephanus goldi
Lineage: Eukaryota; Metazoa; Nematoda; Chromadorea; Rhabditida; Strongylidae
Source: the annotation of a GenBank genome assembly
ACUGGAAAAAGAACUAUCUUCACUGCGAUCAAUGUUAGCGAAGAAAGCACCACCUACCAACAGGUAUUUUCGAAAUCGAUGAGUUGUUUGUUCCAUCCUUAUGGAGUUCUAUAUGAAGUCUCUUUCAGCAAAACGUUUCCAGAUGUACGUUUUCGAAAUGAGGAAACUCGAAAACGAAUUCUGGUUACCGGAGGUGCAGGAUUUGUUGGUUCACAUUUGGUGGACAAACUCAUGAUGGAUGGCCAUGAAGUAAUUGCGCUGGAUAACUACUUUACUGGACGCAAACGAAAUGUGGAGCAGUGGAUUGGACACCCUAAUUUUGAGAUUGUGCACCACGAUGUCGUCAAUCCUUAUUUUAUUGAGGUGGAUCAGAUCUACCACUUGGCUUCUCCAGCCUCUCCUCCUCAUUAUAUGUACAAUCCCGUGAAGACUAUAAAGACAAAUACCAUAGGCACCAUUAACAUGCUCGGCUUAGCGAAGCGAGUCAAAGCUACUAUGCUUUUGGCUUCUACCUCUGAGAUAUAUGGAGAUCCAGAAGUCCAUCCUCAACCCGAAUCAUAUUGGGGGCAUGUAAAUACUAUUGGACCACGAAGUUGUUAUGACGAAGGAAAACGAGUGGCCGAGUCAUUGAUGGUCGCAUACAAUAAACAAGUGCGUGUUUUCUUUUUGUGCAUAUAUCCAGAGUCAUUGUUUUCUAGGAACGAGUGUCUAUUAGAAUUGCUCGAAUUUUCAACACAUUUGGUCCAAGGAUGCACAUGA